AUGGCAGGCGCGCCAAGAGUCUGGCGGGUGGUCGGCUUGCUGUGCCUCGUCGUUGGGUACAGUCUGGGUCAGGAAGUGCUGCCUGUGGAUGGCCCGGUACCCGGAGAUCUGGCACGGGAUUUCGAGGUCAAUUUGACCGAUGGGCGUGUAUUUAGCUUUGAGCAGCGCGCUGUAACGCAUCGGCCGCUCGUUGUGUUUGUAUUCAAUGCCAGCGAUCCCUUUGAUGGUGCCAUGCUUGGGUAUGCCAACGGCAGCCAAGAAUUUUUUGCCCUCAAUGCGUCAUUGCCCGUGGACUUUUUGUUUCUGGGCAGCGAUGCGGAAUCUCUUGUGUACCUCAAGAAUUGGCGAGCCCAGGAGCUGCAGAAGCUGCCUUCGGCACUGGCGCUGCAGUGGGCCUCAAAACUGAUGAUUGCUGCAGCCCCGGUCCCAGACCUGUUGGCCCACGAUCCUACACAUGCCCUGCUCAACACACUCGCCUCAUGGACAACACUGACCCGGGCCAUCGCGUGGUCCUCUCUAGACGGCAACUGGACAAGCACGGUGCGCUUGGACGGGCGCUUUCAAUACUGCAACGUGGUCGAGUGGACCAACCAUUCACCCAGCAGCCCGACACAAGCCUGGCCUGCGGCUGGCCUGCAGCUCAAGCUGAUUGAGAAUCCAUGUGCCCCUGUUCCUGAGAAUCUAGUUUCGCUCGUGGGGUUGGCUGAUCUAACCGGCCAUGCUGGCUGCUCUGCGGACGAAGCAGCUCAAUACAUCAUGGGCAGCAACGCCACUGGCGUGGUGGUUAUGGUAGAUGAUGCACCAAGCAGCUUUCCCCUGCUUGGCCAAGGCUCAUUUGAGGACAACGGGCUCUGGGAUGGCAAUGAUGAUCAUGGAUUCUGCUCGGCCAUUGCUCGUCAUGACUCGCUGCUGAAGCAGCUACGCAAUUCGCAAGCCGUCAACAUGACCUACGUGACCGCGCCUCGUGCUGGAGCCUUUAUUGGCCUUGAUCACCAGGGACGCUGGGCGGAAAUGGGAGCCCCAAUCAAUCCCACACUGAUGCUGCUGGGGUGGCAGGCCGAGUUUCUUGAUUAUCAGCAGCGGCUGGCUCAGAACCUGUCGCGCCCCGCGCUGGAAGUGCCCAUCUUCACACCAGCCAUUGGCGAGCAGGCGAGCGCAACCGUAGUCAUCCCGGUUCAGGCCAGCAAUGCUUCUCUAAUUUGGCUCGAGGCUCGCAUGUCCUGUCAAGGCAGCUUUGAUUUGGAUUGUGACAUGUGGGAUCAUGUGCAUACCGUGAGCGUGACAUGCGAUGGCAAGCCGUCAACCAGUGGUGUUGGGGAGCAGGAUGUGCAGGCCUCUGAAAUUGGGCGCUGGGUUACACCAUACCGUCGUCGGGUGGGCCAUUGGUUGACAGAUGUCACAACUUACGGCGCCCAGCUUCGUCCGGGAGCGCGCUGCCAAUUCAAUCUAUCCGCCACCGACAACGGCUCCCCGUGGGUGUUCAAGCUCUCCCUGCGCUAUCCCUUGGACAAUGACCCCGGCCUGUUGCACGGUGUGCCCGUGGCCAUGAACCGCCUCUUCAACACAUCCGAGCUCUCUACGUUUGAUGGCACCUACAACACGCGAGAUGCCCUUCAGAUUGCAGCCCCAGCCCAGCUACCCGCUGGCCAGCGGCGUGCGUACUUGACAGCCAUCAUCACGGGUCAUGGAAGUAUGGAGUUUGUACCAUCCAACCACACAUUUUUGGUCAAUGGACAUGCCUUCAGCGUCGCCUUUCUAGAGCCCUUGGACCAAAUGGCGUGCGCUCGCCGAGCCGCAGAGGGGGUUGAGCCCAAUGGGCACGGUGCCAUCUGGUUUGGGCGAGAUGGUUGGUGCAAUGGAAUGAAAGUGGACAGCUGGCUCGCGGAUGUGACAACCGCCAUUGCCGACUCAAACACGAUUGAGUAUCAGGCUUUUCAGUACGAUACAGGUCGUUGGGUUCAACCGAAUAGUACAGAUGGGUAUAUGCGGGUGACAUCAAAUCUUGUAUGGGUGCAAGCCCCAUGA
Messenger RNA from Monosiga brevicollis MX1, 2025 nucleotides. RefSeq lists its product as uncharacterized. The transcript has 12 exons. The record is from RefSeq and is a predicted model, not a curated record. Lineage: Eukaryota; Choanoflagellata; Craspedida; Salpingoecidae. Gene Ontology annotation, molecular function: oxidoreductase activity, acting on paired donors, with incorporation or reduction of molecular oxygen, reduced ascorbate as one donor, and incorporation of one atom of oxygen. The coding region runs from base 1 to 2025 and encodes 674 amino acids.